Messenger RNA from Abrus precatorius (Indian licorice), 3015 nucleotides. RefSeq lists its product as uncharacterized. Gene Ontology annotation, cellular component: endoplasmic reticulum; endoplasmic reticulum membrane. The transcript has a single exon. The coding region runs from base 1070 to 1462 and encodes 130 amino acids. Lineage: Eukaryota; Viridiplantae; Streptophyta; Magnoliopsida; Fabales; Fabaceae. The record is from RefSeq and is a predicted model, not a curated record. Gene Ontology annotation, biological process: endoplasmic reticulum to Golgi vesicle-mediated transport; intracellular protein transport.
UUAUUUCAUUAUAAAAACGUUGAAAUCAUAAAAUACAAGUGUAUUGGUUUUGGUCAUAAUCAUAAUGAUGGAUUAAAAAACCUUGGGAGUAAAAACAGUGAGGCGCAUGCAUGACUUGUUUGUAGGGAUAGAAAUCAUGACCCACGACAACGAUAAAAAUUGAUGGUUAGGUUAGGUCCCCAUGAAAGUUCGACAUUUGUCCUCGUUGCAAUAAAAAUAAAGCUUUGAAGGAUUCUCCCCAUAUAAUGAGCGGUUCUGAGGUUGCACAUUUGUCUGCACUCGCUCCUUCUCGCCCACUCUAGACCUUAGUAACAGUUUUCGUAAAUAUGAAGACUAUUUCUUAAUUAAUAGUUGGGGACUAUUUUUCAGGCAUGAAGAUUAUGGGCUUAAAUUUUUGUCUUUUUUAAUAGAGAGAAAACAUUUAAGAGAUGCAAUUAAUAUCAACUGUGGCAAAAUUCAAAUGAAGUAACAAUUUAUUUGUUGAUUUUUUAUCCUAUGUUUAAGGAUAUAUGAUAAAAAUAAUAAUAAAAUAUUUUUUAUAAGAAAAUUAUACACGUUAUUGAUUUGAACUCAAGCCUUAAAUCUUAUCAUUCAAGUUUGAACUUGAUUUGUCAACUCUAAUUGCGGAUUAUUUUCACCCAUCAAGUUUGAAGAAAAAGUAGAGCAACAUGAGACGAAUAAGAAAGGAUAUAUUAAUUCAGCCCAUCUCUUUUUGCUAAGAUAAUCAACCCAUAUUUACAUUACUAUUUUCAAUUCGGGCCAUCUAACUUAACAGUAAGAUAGGACCAGCCUACAGCAUAGCCCAAAUAUUUAUGAAACGGGCCUAACCGUUCAAUUUGGGCUUAAGGGGUUAGUGUAAACCCAAAAAUAUAAAAACAGAGUUGUUACUUAGCCUAGGGAAGUGUGCGACGUGUGCAGCACGCGUCGGUUCAGCGUUACAUGCAAAUACCAAACGGUUCGCUAUUAAAACCCUUCAUUUCCGGGUCUUGAAAACAAGAGAGAGAAUAGAAGAAGCACUCCUUGUCAUCCAAGCAAAGAAGCAUUCACUCACACCGCAAAAGGAGAUCCGAUGGCGCUUGAAUGGGUUGUGCUAGGUUACGCCGCGGCCGCAGAGGCGAUAAUGGUGGUGCUGCUUACGAUCCCAGGACUCGACGGUCUGCGGAAGGGUUUGAUCGCUGUUACUCGGAACCUUCUGAAACCGUUCAUGUCGGUGGUGCCAUUUUGCCUGUUCCUUCUGAUGGACAUAUAUUGGAAAUACGAGACCCGUCCAAGUUGUGAGGGAGAUUCUUGCACUCCUUCCGAACACCUUCGCCACCAGAAAUCCAUCAUGAAGAGCCAACGCAACGCUCUUCUCAUCGCUGCCGCUCUUCUCUUCUACUGGCUCCUUUACUCCGUCACCAAUCUCGUCGUCAGGAUUGAACAGCUCAACCAGCGUCUCGAACGUAUGAAGAGUCGCGAUUGAGAAGUCAGAACUCUUACUUCUAGAUAAGUCCUUCACUGGAUAGCUUUCUGUUUUCGGAUAUAUCAACUUUACUUUUUGUUGUUGCGCUAGGAAGGAACCAUUUGUGUCCAUUUGUUUUUUCCUUUUGUGUUUUUUUAAUCGAUGUUCGAAUCAUGAGGAUUAUUGAGUUCAUUUAGUUUUAUUGUUGAACUUAUACAACUAGGGUUCCUUUUGGGGAUUUUCUCAAUAUUGCGGUAUUUGCGGUACGGGAUCCAAUUACAUGUUUCUCAUUAAAAGUCAUAUGAAAUGCGCGUUUUACAUUAUAUAAUUGCUGCCUCCCCAUUGUGCAUUAUGAUUUGUUAUUGCCGUAGAUUCUCGUAGUAAUGAGAGAAUGUUCGUUUGUAAGCAAAAUCAGUUGGAUUCUGAUGAAACCUGACAUGAUAUUCAGAGAAUUGUCAAAUUUUGAAAUUUAUUUGUUGAAUCAAAAUCAUUCAAGUUAAAUUUUGAUUGAAUUAAGUUAUUUAUAAGGUCUUCAACCAUCUUGAUAUAGAAUUCUCUCUUUUCAAUUAUUGAGAGCUUUGAAAUUAGGGAAAGGAAUUCUAACAUUGGAUAUGCUUUUGGAGAUUGGAUUGUCUUUGGUCUUGUUACAUGGUUGUUCUUUGCCUAUCUUUCCCUUAUUUACCAAGUCAGAUAUAUUCAAAGCAUGAAGGUAUGGCAACAAGAAGAAUCUUGUUCUCUCAACUGCUUUGUCCUGUUAAAUGUGAUGCUAGCUGGUUUUUUGUGAAAUAAACCAAGGAAUUAGUUACAAACACUAUUUACUCAACUGAGAAAUGUAGAUAAUUUUAUCUGAAAGAAAUUUGCAACAAAUUCAUUUCAUGUGAGAGUUCAUGAAAUCUGAAUUUGAUCAGAUAACCUUGAAUUGGACACUAAAUUUAUUUAAAAGUAAUGUUUUGAUUAAUCCAAACGGGAUUCUUUUUGAAAAUAAAUUAAUCAAAACACAUAAAAUUGAUUGCAAACUGCUCUUAUACUAAUUUUUUUAACUUGUGAUUGUUGUCUGAACUUGCAUCAUUCGGGCUUGGGAUCCAAUGCUCCAUUCUGUUGACUACUACUAUGUCUAUUUUCAUGCACAUGGUUUGCACAGAAUCUACUAUUUGAUAUACCUGGAUUUGAAGGAAAUUUCUUACAACAUUGAUGUCACCUAGUAUAAGAGGCAUGUACAUAUCUGUCAUACUAUCGAGAUCUCUCAUCAAAUAGCCAACCAAAGAGACAUUGCCAAGGUGCAGGACUAGUGAAACCAAUCAAAGACUUUCUUGAAUGUCAUAUAAAUUGUGCUUCUUCGGAACCAGUUUUGCAGUUCUUUGGGACUGCAACUGCCAACGCCCUCUAAUCAGUGUCUGCAUUGUAACAACUAAUAGGGAUAUGAGUUUCGUGCAACUCUCUUUCACCUAAAAAUCAAUCAACUUAAAGCACAAUUGGAAUUGAGGUGCGCCUCAAGUAGCCGACAAUCACACAUGCCUUAUUGGGUAAGUUAAGUGGACAAUCACACGUACCUUAUUGGAUAAGUUAAAUAUAAA